UACAGCGGCAGUGCCGUAUCUGUAUCUGUCAAAGACGGUGCCGGCGCAGCAGGGGCGCACACGGCUGGAAAUACUGGGCUGCCGGAAGCUCAAAGCUGAUUGAUUCUCCAGCAGCCAGACUAUGGAGAUGGCGAUGCAGCGGCAAUGGUUCGUCCGGCCAGGGGGAUUCUGGCGUGGUUUAUGCGAGCGGGCGAGUGGGAGAUCCGUGAUGGUGACGACGAUGGAGUUGAUGUGGGAUGAAGAUUGAUUAACAAGCAGAGCAAAGGCAGAAGCAGAGCAGAGCAAAAGCUAAGAGGGGAUUCAAGAGAGAAGAUUGGAACUGAGCUGGCAGAUGAAGCCAAGCCAGGAAGCAAGCACCAGAAGGUGGGACAAGGCAGGUGCAUCGAUGAAGAGAGCCACAAGGCGUGGGUCAGCAGGCACUCCGUACUUGCCGCGUAUCGGUAAGGUCGCCCACAGGUACCGGUACGAACUCGAGUACUUGGCUCUUGUGCUGACGCCGCCUGGCCAGGGCUUGCCAGGGCUACGACUGCUGCCCGCGCCGAGCGUGUUCGCUGCGCCAGGUGGUACUCGACAGCGCGGCGGAGCGUACAGGUACUCCGGACUCGGUUCUCGGUACAACGGCGCUCCCUUUUCCGUUCGUGCAGCCACGAGCUUGGCAGCUCUGGCAGGGUUCGUGGGCGGCCGCAAAGUUCAGUGGCCCCUGUGCUGGGUGCGGGGCCUGCUAGACGGGCUAACUGAAGACAUCUGGAACCUGUUGGGCGGGCUAAUUAGCGGGCUAAUGCGGUCGGUUGGUUCCAUUAACCUGGAGAAUUUGCAUCAGACAGAGAAGCCCAAGAGGUACUCACUCGCACUUUUGCCCCUGCGAUUAUUUGUCAUUCCCGUCCUGAGCACAAAUGUGCGUCCUGCCAUGCUGCCAUGCUGCAAUGCCCAUGUGAGCAUGUGCAUGCAGCGUUGUGCUGUAGAAGCGCAGUGCUGUACUGAACGAGGCCCUCCUCCAUGCCAGUACUCGUACCUGGUAGCAGCAGCCAAGGUACCUGUGCAGCACUCAACUGGUCCCCUGCUCGCCAGCCAGACGGGGCCUGCAGACGCCACUGAACGCCUAGUGUGCCAGUGCACGCCGCUGGGAAUACCCCAGGCUGGCGCCUAA
Messenger RNA from Trichoderma harzianum CBS 226.95, 1147 nucleotides. RefSeq lists its product as hypothetical. The coding region runs from base 332 to 1147 and encodes 271 amino acids. The transcript is spliced from 3 exons. Lineage: Eukaryota; Fungi; Ascomycota; Sordariomycetes; Hypocreales; Hypocreaceae. The record is from RefSeq and is a predicted model, not a curated record.